Microbotryum saponariae is the source of this 3230-nucleotide messenger RNA. NCBI's taxonomy places the organism in Eukaryota, Fungi, Basidiomycota, Microbotryomycetes, Microbotryales, Microbotryaceae. The record is from the annotation of a GenBank genome assembly.
AUGUCGAGCCCGAACGGGGGCCUGGCCAAAGCGCCGGCCACUCCGAUCAGCAGCACCAUGCCCGAGCUCGAUCCAGAGACGGAAGAGCUGUGGAGUUCGAGGGCGUUGUUACUGGUACGUUCAUCGGCUGGGUUCUGGGCGAUCCGCUGUCGCAACGGCGCAGACGGUCAGCCGCAGCACACGCUGCGCAGUCCAGCCGACCCGGCGACUGGACAACAGAAACACAUCGUGCAUCUGCACUUGCUGUUCACCCGGUGAGCAGUGUUCGUCUGGCCCAGCAUGCCUGACCUCCGCUCUGUCCCCAUCUCCCCUCCUCCUGCUCCCGCUCAGGUGCUCUUGCUCCUCAUCCUGUCCUUUUGGGUGUCGUACUACCUCAAGAUUCGAAGGAUUCGCUCCAUCCAUGAAACUAUCGUUGCCAUGUUUGCCGGUCAGUUCAACAGCAUCAUCGCCAGCUACAAGCUACAAGCUACAAGCUACUUUCGCUUUGCCGCUUCCUGACUGCGACCCCACAUGAUCCCCUCCGCAGGCAUGUGUGUCGGUCUGCUCGUACGACUCGCACCGGGCAACGUCAUCCAGACCAUGAUCUCGUUCAAGAGCACCAUCCUGCUCAACGUACUGCUCCCACCCAUCAUCCUCAACUCGGGCUAUCAGCUCAAGCAGGUUCGUCGCCUCCGUCGUUCAAGAUAAUGGCUUGCAGAUCUAAUCCCUGACGUGUCUUGUGGCCAACAGGAAAACUUCUUCCGCAACUUUGGCGUCAUCAUCACCUUUGCUUUCGCCGGGACCUUUAUCUCGGCCGUCGUACUCGGGUCAGCCUUGUGCUUCGCCUCGGCCACCCGCAAAGAUAUUGGGCUCACCCCCCUCUCCUCCGUUCUACAGAGUCAUCGUCUACAUCUAUUCGCUCCUCGGACUCGAAGGUCUAUCCUUGAACAUCAUCGAAUGUCUCCAGUUUGGUUCGACCCUCUCUGCCACGGACCCGGUCACGAUUCUGGCCAUCUUCAACGCGCUUCACGUCGACCCCAAGCUCUACUCGGUCAUCUUUGGCGAGAGCAUCCUCAAUGACGCCGUCGCCAUCGUCAUGUUCGAGUGAGUGGUCUGCAACGGGUCCAAAGUCUGCUGCGUUCUAGAGCUGAUUCAACAAUCGCGCGGCCGCGCACAGAACGCUGUCCCAAUUUCACGGAGAAAAGAUCCAUGUGCUCUCCUUCUUCCACGGCGUCGGCAUUUUUCUGCUCACCUUCUGCGUGUCCAUGUUGCUCGGUGUCGUCUUUGGUCUGGCGUGCUCGUUGAUGCUCAAGCAUUCCGAGUUGGGUCCGUUGAACGGAGCUCUGACGGCGCUGCUGCAGCGCGCGCUGACCUUUUGAGAGUUCAUUCGCGCACAGGUCGCUACACGGAAAUCGAGAGUUGUCUCGUCUUCUUGAUCGCGUACACGAGUUACUUCUUCUCCAACGCCGUGACGAUGAGUGGUCAGUUUCUUCGCAUCAGACUCAUCACAUCGCUGGCUAUGCAGGCUGAAACCGUGAUGUAUGCGGCAGGCAUCGUCUCUCUCCUUUUCUGCGGCAUCACGCUCAAGCACUACGCGUACCACAACAUGUCGCAUCGGACCCAACGCACGUCGCGUUACAUGUUUGGCUCGCUCGCGCAACUAAGCGAGAACUUUAUCUUCAUCUACCUCGGACUGAGCUUGUUCACCCAAACGCAGCUCGUGUACAAACCCAUGUUCAUCCUCGUCACUGCAGUGAGUGCUGUGUCCUGUCCCUAUAAUUUCAAAACGUAGAGGACUGACCCUAGUGGUGUGCAUGCUCGCGCAGUUCGCCGUUUGCAUCGCUCGUUACUGCGCCGUCUUCCCCAUCUCCAAAGGCAUCAACGUGUUCUUCAAAGCGCGCGGCAACCGAGCCGACGAGCUGCCUCACUCGUACCAGAUGAUGCUCUUCUGGGCCGGGCUCCGAGGAGCCGUCGGUGUCGCUUUGGCCGAAGGGAUGAAAGGACCCAACGCCAUCGCCUUACGAACGACAGUGCUGGUCUCGGUCGUGUUGACCGUCGUCGUCUUUGGUGGCACGAUCGGGAGGAUGAUUGAAAUUCUCGGCAUUCGAACGGGCGUCGAGGAUGAUGAUCCCGAGAGCUCGGACGAUGAAGGUGGAACUGGGUACGCCAUAACCAACAAUGGGGAAGGCGAUAUCGAGGGAACUCGAUCCGCAGCUGGAGGGAACAAGACCGCCGGAUUGGCAACUCACAAAGCGAGGAGGAGUCUGCCGAAUAGUCGCAAGUUUGGUGGUAAUGGGCAUGCAGGACGCAAUGGCGAGGAGGAGGGGGUGGUGUCGGCGAUGGAUUCGCCGUACAGUGAUCGGAUGGCAUUGAAGUCGCUGUCUUCCACCACACCACCUUCUUCAGUACCCAGGAUGGGGACGUUGCAUCCGCAUGGAUCGUUCAAAGGACCCUCAUCGCCUUCCCAUUCGUCACGGGACAGCGCUUCGGAUUCGGAAGGGGACGUCUUGCCUUCGGUGUCCAAAGCUGGGACAGGGGCCGCCGCCGCUGCAGGGGAAGGGGACAACACGCGAGUAUGGAGGGACGGUCAAUGGUUCACCGUGCUGGACGAACGCUACCUCUUGCCCGUAUUCUCCAACGCCACUGCAAGUCGUCGACAAGCGACCAAGAAGGCGAUCCUGCGCGAGAAGAGGAAAUCGCUCGUCACCCUCGAAGGGAUGGACGACUACGUCGAAGAAGGCAAUGGAUCCCCCUCCCAACCUGGAAGUCCUUAUCUCGUUUCGCCCUCGGCGAGAAGUGGAGGACCGUUGGACAAGUUGAGGCAUCAAGCACCGACCGAUUUCACGGGUUCGUUUUCGGACAUCCUCUCGUCGCUUGUUUCGCCGGGGUCGGCGACGUUCCCUGUUAAUCAGAAGAGGAGGGCGUCGUUUUCGGAAGCCGAAGGAAAUGAGGCGGAGUUUUAUCAGGGUCAACCGACAUAUCAUUCGACAAUCACCUUGGGAACAACUUCAUCCUCUCGAACAUCGGCACCAAUUCGGCCGCGAGUGACAGGAUCCCUCUCGGGUGCGUCGAUCUCGGAACCUUCUUCAAUGACGGCGACGGGGAGAGCACCAUCACCUGCGAAUGGGGGAGCAGGGACGGGGACGGGGACAAGCUCGACGCCUGUGAUCCCUUUCUCGAGGGGUGUGAAGGGUACGAGCGACAGCUCGACGGGGAGUACGAAUAGUGGGAGUCAGACGCCGAAACGAUGA